AUGGCACCGAUCACCUUCAAAGCCUUAUUGACGCAAUUAGAUGAGUUAUUGGUUCGCAAGGAGGCUUAUUGGCAGCAAAGAGCUAAGGUGACUUGGCUUCGCGACGGGGAUAGGAAUACCAGAUUCUUUCACCAACGAGCCAACAUGCGGAAGCAGAGAAAUCAUAUUCAUGGACUAACCGAUAGCAAUGGUGUAUGGAAGGAGGACAGCGCAGCAGUCCAGGAAAUAGUGGUGGAUUAUUUCACAUACCUUUUCACCUCUAAUUGUAGACGCAAGGAGGAUAUUCUUCUCAAUACUGUUGAACCAUGUGUGACACCAGCCAUGAAUGCCUCGCUCUUUACUGGCUUCACUGAGCAGGAAGUAAAGCAAGCUGUCUUUCAGAUGUACCCAACCAAGGCACCUGGCCCGGAUGGAAUGCCACCUGUCUUUUUUCAGAAAUAUUGGCACAUUGUGCGCAACGAUGUGUCUUGA
This is a messenger RNA of Prunus armeniaca (apricot), 471 nucleotides long. NCBI's taxonomy places the organism in Eukaryota, Viridiplantae, Streptophyta, Magnoliopsida, Rosales, Rosaceae. The record is from the annotation of a GenBank genome assembly.